CCUGGUCCCUUGCCCCCGUUUUUUUACAGUUGGCCAUUCGAGGGCUGACUGGCUUGCUGUACAUACGGCACAUCCCAGCAGCGGUCAGUGCAUGCUGAAGCACGACAAAUCUUCCGAGAGAGCAAGCGGACCCAUUGAUCCAGUGGAAUCUACUCGUAUCUGCAUCAGUGCCAGCGGCCACUCGCAUCUGCCCUCCCUCUUGCAUCCGCUGGAUCCUGCCACAUCGAAGAGGCGACCUCAAGGAGCGCAUUUUAUGCCUCCAAUAGAGUGGCCAUGCACCCGUUUCCGCUUGAGCGCACAUCGCUGACUUCAAAGAAUGGACAGGCCGAGGAGAGAAGCGAGCCAAAGGAUGAGCCGCGGCGGCAGCAACACCAUUCGCCAGCUAUCACACCGGAUUUGGAACAGGAGCCAGCACCAGCAGCAGUACCAGCACCAAUACCAGGGCCAGCAUCGACAUCGUCAUCAUCAUCGUCGAGGCCUGCAUCGACGCUGUCAUCGGAGCCACCAUCGCAGCAGUCUUCGCCCGCGUCGGCAUCGCCGCGGACUUCUGAUGCCUUGGAACCCAGGCAUCCGGAAGAUGCAUCGACGGCAUUCCGGGGGCUCGGCCAUCUUCCGGCCUUGACGAACGCCCCAAAGCCUCCGCAGGACAUGCUUAACGAGCCCAGAACCUCGCUGGCCCUCUCCAACAUGGCUACGGCCACCUCCUCGCCUCGCUCCUCACGGACCUCGCCGCCCGUGGUGUUGAGACGACCACAAAAGCCUGAUCUUCAAAACCAAUUGACGCCUGCAUCGGCAGAUUACUCGACCGCAAUGCGGCUGCAGUCAAAACGGCGCUCCUUCCAUGAGCCGAUGGACGUGGCUCUCCCCAUCUACCACCGCGAGCCCUCGAGCGAGCAUCUCCCUCCAAGCGGCGCCGUCGCGUUGGAUGCCAUCAUCGGACGCAGAGAAUCGGUCCGCCGAAAGAGUCUGGCGGUCAGUCUCAUGGACCAGGACACCAGCAAGCUGUGGAAAGCACAAGAGGUCAAGACAGAAGAAUCUCACAUGCGAAUGCGGCGCAAGUCCAGCAUAUUUGCUGCCUCCGAGGCUCAAGGAGGCUUCAAGAGCAUUCUCACCCGAGUGAACGAUACCUACGACCUGAACCAACUCACACCAACCACGGGGUUUAUCACCAUGCUUAAUUCGUCCCGCAACUCUUGUGCGCGAUCUUCUGCGGCAGUCCGAAGUAUAUCGGGCGAUAUUGGAGCAACAUCCGCAACGGAGCUGGCCGUCGUGAAGCGUUUGGCGCCGCGGGACAACAUGGAGAGCUUUUCGCCCGAGUCCCUGCCACCAUCGGCACCGAUAGCAGCCGGACGUGGGCCGCUCAUUUCGAUCCCCGAUCCGGAGGAGGAGCUUCUGCAAAAGCACCCAGAGAAACUGGGCGAUGAGAUCAAGUCGGCACGCACACUGGGCAUCAGCGUCGUCCACAAGCGCUCGCAGCUGACGACAGAGGCCCUCGAGGAGCAUAACAAGAGCCUAUCCAGUUUAUCGAGCCUGAUACAGCAGAAGCUCACCGACCACCACAAUUCGCAGGAGAACCUGCCCCAGGAAGACCGGGUCCGAGCUAGCUCUCGUUCCUACCACAAUCUCAUCGAGGAACUGCGACGUGGUAUCAUUUCUCCACUACAGACCUCGGACGAGCAUUUGAACAAGAGCCACAAAAGUCUUGCAGAUGUAGUCGACCGGAGGAGUGAUGAGACGCCAGAACUGAAUCAGCAUAUGGAAAGAAUGGCGAAAGCAAAAAAGAUCGAAAACUGGAUUGAAACAACGCACGAUGCUGAAGACUGGCAGGCCGGAAGUGCGCCGGCUCUGGUGAUAGAAGGCGUCUCUGAUCGAGCACAGAGCCUCCCAGAGCCACCGAAACCGCCAGCGCAACUGUCCGCAUGGUCAAAUCUGUUGGUUGGAUCGCCCACGACCCCGUUAAUGCGCUCACGAGAGCCAUCCAUCAACCUCAAUUCGUUACAGAGCUUUGGUUUGGACGACAAGCCACGUCUCAGUGUCAACGCAAACUUGGGCCAGUCUCCGGACGCACAGUCUCAGGAUGUGUUUUCUCCACACGACACAAGCUUUCGGACCUUCGACUAUCCAGGCCAUCCCAACAUCCCGACCAUCGAGAUCGCUGGCGAUGUCGAAGCAGAGAUGUCCGAUGCUGAUCAACCCGACGGCGGUCGCGAGCGCGAGAUCAACGUUCUGGAUUCUCUCGCCGAGCAUGGCGUUGUGUUCCAGUCACUCAGUCCUGGCCUCACCAACCGUGGCAGAUCCAGCAGUGUCAUAUCGUCCAUGUCGAUCAAGGCCGGAAGCAGCCGCGUCAGUACCCAUAAAAACCUGGAGAUCCCGAGCGCACCUGUCUAUCUGGACAUCAUUAGUCGCAUGAAAGCCACGCAGUCACACGAGCACGGCGAAACGGAGAGCAAGCUCAAAGACAUUGGAAGCGUGGUGAAGGUUCUGACUGAGCUGAAGAAGGCCGGUGAGAACCUCGAACUCGCGAAACAAACAGACACAUCCACCUUGCAGAUGAUCCUCAAACUCAAAAAAUGGGCCAAAGAAAAAGUCAACGCCAAGGAGAAAGAGCGACCGCGCAAGGAGUAUCUUGCCGCAGUCGAGGCCCAGUCAGCCGUCGACGUCCCCCAAAACAUCCACCUGAACCUCAUCAAGGAGACGGUCCCGCUCAUCGAGGGAUUCGUGAAAACAUACCGUCUGCAGCUUGGUGAGCGGCAUGAGUACACGGUUGGAUGUACGGAGCAUCUCAAGAAGCUCCAGGACAAACUGGCAAGCGGCAGCUUUACCACGGACGACCUGAUGAACGAGGAGGAGGAGACUAUGGCAGCCAAUGCGCUGGUCUUGAACAUGCAGCACAAGAUUCUAGCACGGAGCCACGCCAACCUCGGCAGCCAUGGCAGUGUUGCAGACCACACAAAUAUUGGCAGCCGCGGGACUCUGGCAAGCAAGGCCGGUCUGGGAAGCAAGAAUAACCUCGGCAGCAAAGGCAACAUUUCGAGCCACACGAGCCUGGCCAGCAGUAGCGAUAUCAUCGUUGCCAGCGCAAUCUACCGGCGAAAGAGCAGUCGCAACAUUGAGCUGCUUCAAAAGUCCCAAUCCAGGACCAACAAAGUUGCUCCCAUCAGUGAGUCUGGCGAGACACACGAGCGGAGAGGCGAAACCAUCGUCCGGAUGGGGUCGGGCACCGGAUCCAGCAGGAGAGCACCUGUUACCCGAAGAUCCACUCUAGGGGUCAUACAAGGAGACGAGCAAUUCAGCUACGCCACGACCGGGGACUGAGAUUUGCAGUGGAGCCGACCUAAAGCACCCAGGUCUGUGCGAGCCAGGAGAAACAUGUAUCAUACGGCCUGUUGGGGGGGGCCGAACGAGUCGCUUUGUCAGGAACACUCGAUGUACGAAAUACACUUGGCCCCGAUCGAAGGGAG
This is a messenger RNA of Polychytrium aggregatum, 3461 nucleotides long. RefSeq lists its product as uncharacterized. The record is from RefSeq and is a predicted model, not a curated record. The coding region runs from base 274 to 3315 and encodes 1013 amino acids. Lineage: Eukaryota; Fungi; Chytridiomycota; Chytridiomycetes; Polychytriales. The transcript has 6 exons.